GCAGCUAACGGAUGUAGCAUGGGGCGGGGGGCCAGUCUCGAGGCAGGCCGCCGGGAGGGGGAUUCCCUCUGGCCCCAAAGGCGAGCCUGCCAUCGGGGGAAGGGGCCGCGGGGAUUCCCUCUCCUUGCCGGCUCGACUAUUCGCGCCCCGAACCGCUGAGGGGCAGCCGCUCGCUCGCGCCCUCCAGGCCGCUGGAGGUGAGGGAGGUGGGGUGAGGUGGUGCCCGCCCCCCCUUCGGCUCCUCCUUCCCCAAGUCCUCCCCUCCCAGCCGGUCCGUCCCUCCCCUCCCUCCUUCCCUCCCUCCCCCCGCCGCCUCCUCCUGCCGCUGCCGCUGCUUUGGCUGCUGCGUCAUACGCCCCAGAGCCGCCGGGACGGAGGGGCUGGGCCUGGGGACCCCCCGGCCUCCGCCUGCACGCCCCCGGGCGCCCGGACGUGCCCUCCCCGCGCGGGGGGCUCACCUGGGUCUCAGACGUCUGCCCCUGCCUGGCUCCCGGCGGCCCCAGCUGUCACCGGCCCCCCCAGGAUGCGAUGGCGCAGCCCCCCCGGCUGAGCCGCUCUAGUGCUCCCUCACUUUGGGACCCGGCGUCCCCUGCCCCCACCUCAGGCCCCAGGCCUCGGCUGUGGGAGGGUCAAGAUGUGCUGGCCAGAUGGACUGAUGGGCUGCUAUACCUGGGCACCAUCAAGAAGGUGGACAGUGCUCGGGAAGUGUGUCUGGUCCAGUUUGAGGAUGAUUCCCAGUUUCUGGUUCUGUGGAAAGACAUUAGCCCUGCCGCCCUCCCUGGGGAGGAACUCCUCUGUUGUGUCUGUCGAUCUGAGACCGUGGUCCCUGGGAACCGCCUGGUCAGCUGUGAGAAGUGUCGCCACGCACAGGGAGAGGCAGCCAUGGAAUGAAGGUGGUAUAAGUUUAGCAAGCAGAGGUGAUUCAAAGACAUCUCUCUCUAACCAUGUGACUUCAGCUUAUCACCAGGACUGCCACGUUCCCCGGGCCCCAGCCCCUGGAGAAGGAGAGGGCACAUCCUGGGUCUGCCGCCAGUGCAUCUUUGCGAUCGCCACCAAGAGGGGAGGGGCACUGAAGAAGGGCCCCUAUGCCAGGGCCAUGCUGGGUAUGAAGCUGUCUCUGCCGUACGGACUGAAGGGGCUGGACUGGGACGCCGGACAUCUGAGCAACCGACAGCAGAGCUACUGCUACUGUGGCGGCCCUGGGGAGUGGAACCUGAAAAUGCUGCAGUGCCGGAGCUGCCUGCAGUGGUUCCAUGAGGCCUGCACCCAGUGUCUGAGCAAGCCCCUCCUCUACGGGGACAGGUUCUAUGAAUUUGAAUGCUGUGUGUGUCGGGGAGGCCCUGAGAAAGUCCGACGGCUACAGCUUCGCUGGGUGGACGUGGCCCAUCUUGUCCUCUAUCACCUUAGCGUCUGCUGUAAGAAGAAAUACUUUGAUUUUGACCGCGAGAUCCUCCCCUUCACCUCUGAGAACUGGGACAGUUUGCUUCUGGGGGAGCUUUCAGACACUCCCAAGGGAGAACGUUCUUCUAAGCUGCUCUCUGCUCUUAACAGCCACAAAGACCGUUUCAUUUCAGGGCGGGAGAUUAAGAAGAGGAAAUGCUUAUUUGGUCUCCAUGCUCGGACCCCUCCUCCUGUGGAGCCCCCUACUGGAGAUGGAGCCCCCACCAGCUUCCCUUCAGGGCAGGGCCCUGGGGGAGGGGUCUCACGUCCCCUGGGGAAGCGCCGGAGGCCGGAGCCAGAGCCCCUGAGGAGGAGGCAGAAGGGGAAAGUGGAGGAGCUGGGGCCACCCUCAGCAGUGCGCAAUCAGCCCGAGUCCCGGGAGCAGAGGGAGCGGGCUCGUCUGCAGAGGGCACUGCAGGCCUCAGUGUCUCCACCAUCCCCCAGCCCUAACCAGAGCUACCAGGGCAGCAGCGGCUACAACUUCCGGCCCACAGAUGCCCGCUGCCUGCCCAGCAGCCCCAUCCGGAUGUUCGCCUCCUUCCACCCUUCUGCCAGCACCGCAGGGACCUCUGGGGAUGGUGAACCCCCAGACAGGUCACCCCUGGAACUUCACAUUGGCUUCCCCACAGACAUCCCUAAAAGUGCCCCCCACUCGAUGACUGCCUCAUCUUCCUCCACCCCAGCCCCCUCCCCAGGGCUUCCUAGACGCUCAGCACCUCCUUCUCCCCUGUGCCGUAGCUUGUCUCCUGGGACUGGGGGAGGAGUGCGGGGUGGGGUUGGCUACCUGUCCCGAGGGGACCCUGUCCGGGUCCUUGCUCGGAGAGUACGGCCUGAUGGCUCUGUGCAGUACCUGGUUGAGUGGGGAGGAGGGGGCAUCUUCUGAACAGCCCCGCGGCUGCCCGCCUCCCUGCUCACACACACCGGCACUUUCAUACCCUGACCUCUCACCUCACCUACAGCUGGGAUGUACCUGGAGAGACAGGGGAUAGUUCUCCCUCCUGCCCAGGCUGGAAUCCAUGGUGGGGUGUGGGGAAGAGGCUCGCUCUUCUCUGCCCCCUCCAGGAUUCCUCACCACUCCCCCACCCCCAUCUUACCAUUUCCUUUUCUUUUUUUUUUUUUGUUACUGCUUUUUAAAUAUUUUUAAAAAUUAUUUAACCCCUGGGUGCAGAGACUGAGGAAGAGGGGGGGGAAGAUAAGAGAUCCUGGACUCUGUAUGGUUGAAAUAAAGAGGAAAAAAACAAA
Oryctolagus cuniculus (rabbit) is the source of this 2682-nucleotide messenger RNA. RefSeq names its product PHD finger protein 1 (gene PHF1). Gene Ontology annotation, cellular component: nucleus. Gene Ontology annotation, molecular function: DNA binding; chromatin binding. Gene Ontology annotation, biological process: negative regulation of gene expression, epigenetic. Lineage: Eukaryota; Metazoa; Chordata; Mammalia; Lagomorpha; Leporidae. The record is from RefSeq and is a predicted model, not a curated record.